Molecule: messenger RNA, 3303 nt
Organism: Trypanosoma conorhini
Lineage: Eukaryota; Euglenozoa; Kinetoplastea; Trypanosomatida; Trypanosomatidae
Exons: 1
Coding region: 1-3303 (1100 amino acids)
Source: RefSeq, a predicted model, not a curated record
AUGACCCUCCGCACAGCGGGAGGCAAAACCAGCACGGAAUCAAGGCGGCGGAGCUGCAAUGAAGAUGGCGCUGUGUGCCACGCUCACAACGCCGCGGCGGGGGUCACCCCACUCCUCAUGCGUCCACGCAACAUGGGAACGUUAUUUGUGAGCAAAACUCUUUUUCAGAUACCCGCCACUGGGGAGGCGGUGAUGGCACGACGUCAGUGCCAACUGGGUCCUCCUCUUUUUACGUUCCCGAUGGACGGCAGACAUCUGUUUGUGGCCUGCGGCUCGGAGGGCCGCCAGCGGGAUGAGGGUUCAACGGUGUAUGUCGUGCGUUUGUGUCCGGGUGGUGCCCCAACGUCCCUCCCCAGUCGUCUUCCCAUCGCCGACAUAUCGGGAUGUGUGCAGAACUACAGCGUGCAUCCGCCACCAUGGAGUGAGCAGGCGGCGGGGGAGGCGGGUGGUGGGAGUCUUCAGCUGCCUGCGGCAGCAGCGGAGGGCUCUGUCCGUCGUGGCCCGCCGCCGGCGCGGCCUGUGUCGCAUGCUCCAGGCCAACGCUAUCCCUUUCUUCUGGCUGACGCGGCGACGCAUGCGAUUUGGGCGGUGGAGGUCGACACCGCUACGCUGGCGGUCUGCCUGGUGACACAAACGCAGUACCGGGGGUGCAACGGUGGAGACGGUGAUGUUGCAACGGCGGAUGACGUCAAUCCGCAGCAGCAGCUGCUGCCAUCGCCGCAAGAGCAACCCCAGCAACAAGAGUCGGGGCGUGCGUCGAGGCCAACGGCACUACUGGGUGGUAUAGAAGGAUUUGUUGACGGAACUUUUCACUCGGCGCGCUUUGCCUCUCCCGCAGCGCUCUGCUGGCGUGUGGACGACGAGGCUGCUGCAGCGGACGCUUCUGGGGAGCCAAGGCAACCGCACCCACGGCGCGGGACACCUCAUUGUGGUGUAUUGUUCGUCAGUGACCGUGGAAACCACGCCGUGCGACACGUUGACUUUCGAAGCGAAAUGGUGCGCACUAUUUUGGGUAUGGACGGUGUCCCGGGCUACCGCGACGGCGAGUACUGCGUUUCCCGACUGCAGGAAGCCGCAUCCCUUGUCUGGUGUACGUCGGGGCUUCUAUUCCUCGACAAGCCCAACGGCGCGCUUCGACUCAUCACGGGACUGAAGGAAAAGAGGAAGAUGACGGCUGCAGCGAGGGAAGAGGCGGCGGGUUCACCUCAGCGCGUAGCACAACUUGAAAUUCCUGGAGCAGCUUCAGAAGAAGCCACGACGCACGCCACAUGUCGCGUGUGGACUGUGGCCGGUGGACUGCACGGGAAAAUGGGGCAAUACUUUGACGCCAAGGAGCCGCAGCGGGUUUCAUUGGGCACGCCGAGUACGCUGGCGCUGGCCCCAGAUGGGCGAGGGGUGUUGGUUGCGGACAGUCAGCAUGGGGCGUUGCACCUGGUGUCCUCGCGCGGGGUGGAGACCUUUCUUGGGUUGCACAGCUUCCCCAAUGCAGCUUCAUUUCCCGCGGGAUUAAUGGCCUGCUCGCACCUUUUGCUCUGUCGCCUAACCACUUCCAACGGCGUCGCGCGUGACGCAUUUCUUGUUAGCAGUGGGGUGCAAGGAACCGUCUCGCUGCUGGUGCCGGACGGCCGGGCGGAAGCCGCUGGGGACGGGGCACGCGUAGACCUUGAGGCCGCCGCCAUCACCUCGCUCGCCGCAGAGGAGUGCGGCGUGGUGGCGUCGGCCGGUCUGCCACGCAGGGACGCAUGCCUUCAUGGGAACUCCGACGCCGUUGCACGUGGGCGUAAGCAAACCCAUGGGGGCGGCCACAGAUUUCACCGGACAGACAGUCUCAGAGAAACGGCGUCGCCUUUUCUCGCGGGGCGCAGUGGCGUCUCGACCCGCGUCCACUUCCUGCCGACGUCAGCAAGCGGUGGUCCGUUGGGUGCGGCCACGCGACGGCUCUUCGAAGUCUACGCGUACUACGCCAGCAGGUCCCCCGCCCCGCCCACCAUGACAGACGUGUGCCGCCUGGAGCCUCUGCGGAGACGAGAGCAUUUGGGCGCGUCGUGCUCGCUCUCGCUGAUGCGCUUCUGGCGAUUUCUCACCCACGCGGAGUACUUUGGCAGGGAUUCACCGCGGACACCGCCCCUGGCCGCCUCCUGCGCCUGCGUGCCGCCAGCGGCUCUCGGCUUGGGCGGCAGUGAGAACGCCGCCGCGGGCGUCACCUGCUGGCGGGACUGGCGCUGCGCCGCGGAGGUGCUUCACGGGCUGAGUGUGAGGCACCACGGGUAUCGUGUCCUCUCCGUCAUGGACUUUGCUCAGUUCUGCCGCGUCAUUCUCGCCCUCCACUGCUGGCUGCGGCGGCAGUGCGAGACGAGGAGGACGGAGGAGGAGGAGGAGGAGAGAGAGCUGCGUAGCCGCGUGGAUCGCGCGACGCAUGUGUCGAUCGAAGAGCUUAGCGGGGCGGAGGUUGUCGAGGCCUACGCGGACGCCGUGCGGCAGGUGAGGCGCGUAAACGUUCACCUGCGACGGGCGGCGGAUGAUGCACGCAACGACGAAGCAGGAGGUGACGGGGGAGCGUUUCUGGCUGCUGACGACGUCCUUCGCGUGCUGGUGCGAAACGAAAAACCGCUGCGGCAGCUGUUCGACGCCUACAGCGAGAGGCCGGGCCUUUCGCGGCGUCCGGCGUCUGCCACCGCGGAGAGUGAGGAGGCACACAACAACCUGCGGUGGAUCCACGCCCUGCUGCUUUCCACUGACGCCGGCGAACACGCCGGCACAGACGCGGUUGCCGUUGUGUCCUACGGCAUGUUUCACAAGCUGCUCCACGCGUUGGACGUGUUCCCGUGUCUUCUCAGCGAGGCCCUGCUGCGGCGCGCCUACGUCGACGCCCUGCUCACCCCGCUCUUUCAGACUCUGCGGCGUGGGGCGUUCGCCGUGGAGCCGCGCGCAAAGGAGCAGCAGCGGGUCCUGCCCUUCGCCCUUGAAAUGUCCCAAGACGUGGAGAAGUGGUACACUCGCUGUGGCGCGGGGCUUGCGUUUCUGCCCUUCGUGGAGGCCUUCACACGCGUCGCCCUCACCGCCUUUUCGCUCUGCCCCGAGCACGACCGCUGGAUGUACCCCACCGCCGCGGCGAAGGUGGAGGCGCUGAUGCGGUGGGUGAACCGCUCUGUGGAGCAGUUCCACCAGCGCGGGCGGGGCGACGCGGCUGCGCACGACGCUGCCGCACGUGGUGAGUGUGUCGGUGGCAGGCGGGCGCUGCUGCCCCCCGUAUCCCUCUGCUUUGACGUCCCCGCGCGCGUGGCGGGGCCACACCGCGGCUGA